ACUUAACACAAGGCCAAUGUUUGGAGGUGUGAGAUCUCGCAUUGGGAUCCAGCAGAGUCUCCUCAACAGAUCCUCUCCUGCUGUCAGUUUCCAGCGGACGUUCGAUGCCCGGCAGAAGAUAGGGCUCACGGAUGCCCGGCACAAACUGGGGGUUAAGGAUGCCCGGGAAAAGCUGAUUCAGAAGGAUGCACGGUUCAAAAUCAAAGGGAAGGUGCAGGAUGCUCGGGAGAUGUUGAAUUCCCGUAAGCAGCAAAGUGUUGCUGCUGAAAAGGUGACCAAAGUGGUGGAUGCCAGGGAGAAGAUCAGCCUGAAAAGGAGCACUCCAGCUGCUAUCAGCCCAACUAUGGGAACAGUAAAUCCAGCUGUGAAAAUCACCAAAACUAUCCAAGGGUUGUAUGACAUGGAAGAUGAUGAUGAAAGUGUCUCUCCCCUUCCAAGCAAACAGAUGAAAAUCACCACCACAAACAGUUUCCUGCACAACUCGACUGGUCUGAGUGGCAAUAAAUUCUCUCUGUCCAAGACUGUUCCCCUGACUAAAGUGGUCCAGAACGAUACGUACACGGCUCCACCUGCACCUCCCUCUCCUAUGCGGACGAAAGCCUUGACAAACAUGUCCCGGACCUUAGUGACAAAGGAAGAGCCUCCAAAAGAGCCAGCACCUGUUGAGCUGGCGUUCAGUCCCUUGGAAGGCACAAAGAUGACCGUAAAUAAUCUGCAUCCUCGAGUCACAGAGGAAGACAUUGUGGAGUUGUUCUGUGUGUGCGGCGCUCUGAAGCGAGCCCGGCUGGUGCAUCCUGGAGUGGCUGAGGUAGUGUUUGUGAAGAAAGAAGAUGCAAUCACAGCAUAUAAGAAAUACAACAACAGGUGCUUAGAUGGUCAACCAAUGAAAUGCAAUCUUCACAUGAAUGGGAAUGUCAUUACCUCAGACCAACCUAUAUUGCUCCGACUGAGUGACACUCCUGCAGUGAAGAAGGAAGGGGAACCACGCCGGUCAGGUGCAAGCGCCUCCUCAAAUCCCCCAGCUGAAGUAGACCCUGACACUAUCCUGAAGGCACUCUUCAAAUCCUCAGGGGUCUCUGCCUCUGUGCAGCCCACAGAAUUCAAAAUUAAACUCUGAGAAGGGGCAGUGAGCAGUGGACUGGAAAACUCAUUUAGGUUGGGGGAUGAGGAGAGUGCAGGAGUGCAGAUGUUAUUUGCAUUGCCUGCCUUGAAUUUUUUGUUUUCUAUGAUCGCUACCUUACUGUACAGUAGUGUUUCCUCUUGUGUGUGUACUUUCUGUUUUCAUAGUUGGAGUUUUCUUCCAUGAUUUUUUUCCCCAAGAGAAUAACCUCCCCCUUCUGCCAGUAAUGUAUUACCAAGCAUAUACCAUGUAACUCCAUCCUUUACCCCAAAGCCCUCAGUGGCCAUUAAAAGUGCACAUAGACUUUGAGGGAA
This is a messenger RNA of Acanthisitta chloris (rifleman), 1434 nucleotides long. RefSeq names its product polymerase (DNA-directed), delta interacting protein 3 (gene POLDIP3). Gene Ontology annotation, molecular function: mRNA binding. Gene Ontology annotation, cellular component: nucleus. NCBI's taxonomy places the organism in Eukaryota, Metazoa, Chordata, Aves, Passeriformes, Acanthisittidae. The annotation marks the transcript as partial. The record is from RefSeq and is a predicted model, not a curated record. Gene Ontology annotation, biological process: mRNA export from nucleus. The transcript is spliced from 7 exons.